GGUAGUGAGGGAGCGGUGCGGGGUCCUGGUUGCUACUGAGGUGGGGAGAAGGGCCCGGCGGGCUGUGAGGGACUGGGAGGACUGUCCAGGCUGAGCCUGGCUUCAGGAAGUGGGACUGUGCGGCGGGAGGGCCCAGCUGCUGGGGAAGGACUCAAACGUAACCAUUCCCCUGGGGAAGGGAGCCAGUCCUUGACUCUCAGGCUCUUCCGCUCUUUGCUGUAACUUUGGGGUGUGGCAGGGGUUAGUGACUGGCGUUUACACAGGAUGUGGACGUGCAGGUGAUUGGUGGCCACGAUGGGGUUAUAGUCUUUCUCGCGGCCACUGGGGUAAUAAAACACAUGUCUGUAAUCCGGAUUAUCCGCGGUGAUUUGGGGCCUCCUCUACUGCCCAUGUAAAUUAAAGGCCUGUUCCUUCAAACUUCCUCCUCUUUCAGCUUGCUCUGCAGCCUGUUUGCCAGCCAGGCCCAGCCUGGGAGGGGGUCAGGGCCACCAGAUUGCUGAUAAUGUUGAAAGACUGAGUUGGUGUAAGACUUUUGAAGUGAGUGUGUAAGAGAAGGAGGGAUUUUGCGGAUUGCUACAGUGUGAUUGUGGGUAAGUCCCAGAGCCUCACCAUGUCAGGGAAACGGAAGCGUGUGGUGUUGACUAUUAAAGAUAAGCUCGACAUAAUAAAGAAACUUGAGGAUGGAGAUUCUUCCAAACAACUGGCAGUGAUUUAUGGAAUUGGUGAAACAACAGUUCGGGAUAUAAGAAAAAAUAAGGAAAAGAUUAUAACUUAUGCGAGCAGUUCUGAUUCCACAAGUCUUCUGGCCAAGAGGAAAUCUAUGAAGCCAUCCAUGUAUGAGGAACUGGAUAGAGCUAUGUUGGAAUGGUUCAACCAGCAAAGAGCAAAAGGGAAUCCCAUAUCUGGACCAAUUUGUGCAAAAAGAGCAGAGUUUUUCUUUUAUGCUUUGGGUAUGGAUGGUGAUUUUAACCCCUCUGCUGGUUGGUUGACUCGUUUUAAGCAGCGGCAUAGCAUUAGAGAGAUUAACAUUAGAAAUGAAAGAUUAAAUGGAGAUGAGACUGCUGUGGAAGAUUUUUGUAACAAUUUUCGAGAUUUUAUUGAACGAGAGAAUUUGCAGCCUGAACAAAUCUACAAUGCAGAUGAAACUGGACUCUUUUGGAAGUGUCUACCUUCCAGGACUUCAGUAAUCAAAGGUAAAUGCACUGUCCCUGGACACAAAUCAGUUGAAGAAAGAAUCACUAUCAUGUGUUGUGCCAAUGCAACAGGUUUACACAAACUUAAACUUUGUGUUGUGGGGAAAGCAAAGAAACCUCGCUCCUUCAAGUCAACUGACACCUUAAACCUGCCUGUCUCUUAUUUCAGCCAAAAGGGUGCAUGGAUGGAUCUUUCCAUUUUCCGACAAUGGUUUAACAAGAUUUUUGUGCCACAAGUUCGGGAGUACUUAAGAUCCAAAGGCUUGCAGGAAAAGGCUGUGCUCUUGUUGGAUAAUUCACCAACACAUCCAAAUGAAAACGUGCUGAGGUCAGAUGAUGGCCAAAUAUUUGCUAAAUAUUUACCACCUAAUGUGGCUUCAUUGAUUCAGCCCUCAAAUCAGGGAGUCAUAGGAAUGAUGAAGAGAAACUACCGUGCGGGUCUUCUCCAGAACAACUUGGAAGAAGGUAAUGACUUGAAAUCAUUCUGGAAGAAACUAACUCUACUGGAUGCACUUUAUGAAAUAGCUAUGGCAUGGAACUUAGUAAAACCAGUUACCAUUAGCAGGGCAUGGAAGAAGAUUCUCCCUAUGAUAGAGGAGAAAGAAGGCCUGGACUUUGAUGAAGAAGAUAUUUCUGUGGCUACAGUGGCCACCAUUUUACAACACACCAAAGGAUUGGAAAAUGUUACUAUUGAGAACAUUGAAAAAUGGCUUGAAGUAGACAGUACUGAACCAGGCUAUGAAGUGUUAACUGACAGCGAAAUCAUCAGAAGAGCACAAGGCCAAACAGAUGAAUCCAGUGAAAAUGAGGAGGAGGAAAUAGAACUGAUUCCAGAGAAACAUAUUAAUCAUGCAGCUGCUCUCCAAUGGACUGAAAAUUUAUUGGAUUAUCUAGAACAACAAGGUGAUAUGAUUCUACCUGAUAGACUGGUAAUACGUAAACUUAGAGCCACCAUCAGAAAUAAACAGAAGAUGACAAACUCAAGUCAAUAAUGGCAUUUCAAAAAAAAAAAAUUUUAUCAUUGUUCUGGUGAUUUUGUUUGUGACACUUAACCUCUUUGCAAUAUGGCUUAAUUUUUUUUUUAUGUCAUGAGUUCUCACAUCCUGUGAAAUACAGAUACAAAAAUUAAUCUAAAGUGGUUUGAGAAUUAUGUGUUUUCAUCAUCUGUGUCUUCUGUCCCUUUGUGCAGAUAAUCAGAAGCUGACUCUGUAUAGAUAUAAAUUAUGUGUACAC
This is a messenger RNA of Propithecus coquereli (Coquerel's sifaka), 2426 nucleotides long. RefSeq names its product JRK-like (gene JRKL). Bases 611 to 2185 code for a protein of 524 amino acids. The transcript has a single exon. Gene Ontology annotation, cellular component: nucleus. The record is from RefSeq and is a predicted model, not a curated record. Gene Ontology annotation, molecular function: DNA binding. NCBI's taxonomy places the organism in Eukaryota, Metazoa, Chordata, Mammalia, Primates, Indriidae.